AUGGGAUCCUUACUGGUUUUCCAAACCAUUUUCUUAUCCUAUUCCUUCCUCUAUGUUCUUUCAUCCUGUGAGUUUGUAUACCCGAACUUCACUGCUUCAAAUUUUCAAUUUGUUGACCAUGCUGGGGCGUUUUUAUUUUCUCGUAAUGGAACAUUCAAAGCUGCCAUCUUCAAUCCUGGUGCCCAACAAACCAGCUUCUACUUGUGCAUCAUCCACGUGGCUUCUAACAUUGUCAUCUGGUCUGCUAACCGGGACACUCCUAUCUCAAAAUCUGGUAAGAUGAUGCUGACUGUCAAUGGGCUUACCAUGAUCGAUCAAGAUGGCAGUCUCAAAUGGUCUACUCCAGCAUUACAAUCAUCAGCAUCUGCAUUAGUGUUAACUGAUGAUGGUAAUCUUGUAUUGCUUGAUCAGUUCAACGAUUCUCUUUGGGAGAGUUUUCAUUAUCCGACGGACACAAUUGUAAUGGGACAGAGCUUACCUGUUGGGUCAAUACUGUCCAGUGGUGUAUCGAGCUAUAACUUGUCAACAGGUGAUUAUAUGUUUGUCAUUACUUCUGACAAUGCAAUAAUGCAAUGGCGUGGACUGACUUAUUGGAAAUUGUCAACGGAGACCAAUGCUUACACAAACUCAAAUUAUCCAGUUGAGUUCAUGGCAAUAAACAACACAGGCUUCUAUCUUUUUGGCCGCAAUGGAUCUGUAGUUGUAAUUCAGGUGAUUUUGUCUCAUUCUCAUUUCCGAGUUGCCAAGCUGGAUAAUUCUGGUCAGUUUAUUGUCGGUAGCUUUUCGGGUUCUAACUGGAACCAGGAAUUUUUGGGGCCAGUUGAUGAAUGUCAAAUUCCUUUCAUCUGUGGUAGGAUUGGACUGUGUGCCGACAGCACUUUAUCGAAUACUCCUGUUUGUUCAUGUCCAUCAGGCUUCCAGGCUGAUCCACAAAAUACAAGUUCAUGUGCCCCAAGUGAUGUUUCUUAUUCCUUGCCAGUUGCUUGUAAUUCAACCAAUGAUCGUAAUUUGUUGAAUUCGUCUACAUUUUCAUAUAUAGGGCUUGGCUAUGGAAUGAAAUACUUUGCUAUUGAUUUCUUGGAGCCAGUAAAAUAUGGUGUUGAUUUAUCAGUCUGUGAAGAUCUCUGCUCGGGGGAUUGUCGUUGCUUGGGAAUUUUCUAUGAAAAUUCAUCUGGUUCUUGUUAUAUGCUUGAAAAUGAACUAGGAUCCAUUAUGUCAAGAAGCACAAGCAAAAAUAGUCAGCUGGGCUACAUUAAACUUCAAAUUGGAGCUUUGCCAGCAGACUUAGAUCAUAAUGACAGAUUCAGCAAUCGAGGGAAAAUAUUUCCAAUAAUUGAUCAAGUGGUCUUACCCAUCGCAGGUUUCUUCCUGUUGGUUGCACUAGGGUUCCUCUGGUGGAGAAGACGUAGACUUUGUAAGGCUAGAGAGAGAAAAUUAGGCUACCCAUACUCACCUUCUUCGGGAGAACGGGAUGCCUUCUCCAUUCCAGGAUUACCUUUGAGGUUUGAGUACAAAGAGCUUGAGAUGGCAACUGAUAAUUUCAGAACCCAUAUUGGAUCAGGUGGAUUCGGUGCUGUGUACAAGGGUACACUGCAUGACAAUACUGUUGUGGCAGUAAAGAAAAUAACCAAUUUAGGCAUUCAAGGGAAAAAAGAGUUCUACACUGAGAUUGCAGUCAUUGGAAAUAUUCACCAUGUUAAUUUGGUCAAGUUGAGAGGAUUUUGUGCCCAAGGAAGACAGCGCCUACUGGUUUACGAGUAUAUGAAUCGUGGCUCAUUGGAUCGGACCCUCUUUGGGAGUGGGCCAGUUUUAGUGUGGCAGGACAGGUUUGAUAUAGUGCUUGGAACAGCACGUGGGCUUGCAUACUUGCACAGUGGCUGUGAACAUAAGAUCAUACAUUGUGACAUAAAGCCAGAAAAUAUUCUCUUGCAUGACCACUUGCAGGCGAAGAUAUCUGAUUUUGGUCUUUCAAAACUUUUAAGCCCAGAGCAAUCCAGUUUAUUCACAACAAUGAGGGGCACUCGCGGCUAUCUUGCACCUGAAUGGCUUACUAGCUGUGCAAUCUCAGAAAAAACUGAUGUUUACAGUUUUGGAAUGGUGCUACUUGAAAUUCUGAGUGGAAGGAAAAAUUGCUUUUUACGAACUCAAAGCUAUAGUGUUGAUGAUAAUAAUAGUUGUAGUGGCCACUCAACGUCAUUGGGGUCGAAAAUUGUAUAUUUCCCACUAUUUGCAUUGGAAAUGCAUGAGAAAGGAAGGUACUUGGAGCUCGCUGAUCCCAGGCUGGAGGGCCGAGUGGAAAGUGAGGAAGUGGAGAAGUUAGUGCGUGUGGCUUUGUGCUGUGUUCAUGAGGAUCCAGCAUUAAGGCCAGAUAUGGCUACUGUUGUUGGGAUGUUAGAAGGUGGGAUUCCAUUGGUUCAACCAAGAAUGGAAUCUUUGAACUUCUUGCGUUUUUAUGGGCGUCGAUUUACUGAAGCUUCAACAAUAGCUGGGGGAAGUGAGCAACACAAUUUUAUGAUAUAUCCACGGGCAAAUGCUUCUCUUACAAGCAUGACGAGUGGCUCACAUGCUUCUUUCUCUUAUGUUUCAUCACAGCAGAUUUCAGGGCCUAGAUAG
Malania oleifera is the source of this 2613-nucleotide messenger RNA. Its product is annotated as G-type lectin S-receptor-like serine/threonine-protein kinase At5g35370. Gene Ontology annotation, biological process: recognition of pollen; protein phosphorylation. The record is from RefSeq and is a predicted model, not a curated record. Bases 1 to 2613 code for a protein of 870 amino acids. NCBI's taxonomy places the organism in Eukaryota, Viridiplantae, Streptophyta, Magnoliopsida, Santalales, Ximeniaceae. The transcript has a single exon. Gene Ontology annotation, molecular function: ATP binding; protein serine/threonine kinase activity.